AUAUACUAGUAUUUUAACUUCUUCUGUCAUUUCGAUUCAUUUUAUAAAAUGUGGCGCCUGUGUAAUGAUGUUGAUGUUGGGAUGUACAGAGCAGAACUAAUUGAAUUACUCAAAUUGGCAUGGCCAAUGAGUUUGCAAUAUCUUACCAUCGUGCUCCAAAGCCUUGUCAGUCAAAGUUUCUGUGGACACAUAGGAAAAGAAGAAGGGGACGGAGUAACAUUGGCCAUUACUAUAGUGGUUGCUUUUGGCAUUGCUGUGCUUAUAGGACUGUCUUCGGCGGCUGAUACUUUAUUCUCACAGAUUCAGGGAAGUGGAAACAGGGGAGAGUUAGGUGUUGCCCUGCAAAGAGGCAUAUUGAUAAUGCUCCUAUGCUGUUUACCAUGCUGUGCGAUUAUCUUAAAUACGGACCUGAUCUGUCGAUUAGCUGGACAAGAUGCAGAUGUAUCAAGAAUUGCCGGAGAUUAUGGGACUAUAUUGAUGGCAGGUUUACCAGGAUACGGGCUGACACCACUCCUUUCUAAAUUUAUCCAAGUACAGUCAGUUUUGCUUCCAAGUGUUAUAAUUGGAAUUAUUACAAAUAUAGAAAACGUGGCUCUUAAUGCAUUAUUUAUCUACGCUUUGGAUCUUGGCAUCAGAGGAUCUGCUUUCGCUCUUGUCUUAAGCCUAUGGAGUUCGGUCAUUCUGCAUGUAUUGUUUAUAGCUUGCACGGGCUACAAGAAAGACACUUGGAAAGGCUGGAGCAAAAUGUGUUUAAACGAAUGGAGUACUUUUCAAAAACUAGCUAUUCCAGGAAUAUUCAUGGUGUGUCUGGAAAUCUGGACCGCCGAAAUAACUACAUUUUGCACUGGACUAACAAGUAAAACAGAACUCGCUGCAUAUGCUAGCUUGAUUAUUGUUGGAUUGAUGAUUACAGGUGUCGUUUUCGGCAUGGGUAUUGCAGCGAGCAUGCGCGUAGGUAUUCAUUUGGGAGCUGGAAAUGCAGAACAAGCCCAUGUAUCUGCUAGGGUUACAAUCUGUUUUGGAUCUUGUUUUGCUGUCGCCAUUGCUGUUCUUCUAAUCUCUCUUAAAGAUGCAGUACCUCAUUUUUUCUCAAAUGACGAAGCUGUUGUAACCCUGGCAUCCUCCAUCACACCUCUGCUGGCCAUUUUUAAGUUUUUCGAAAUAUAUCAGUCGAUGUGCGCGGGAAUACUACGUGGAAUUGGUUUUCAGGCUUUUGGGGCUGUCGUGAAUUUUAUUGCCAAUUUUCUCAUAGCGUUGCCAGUUGCCUUAUCCUUGAUGUUUGCAUCCUCUUUAAGUGUUGCAGGUGCGUGGUGGGGUACUAUCAUUGGCGCUAUAGUACUUUGUGUGGCCUACAGUAUCAGAAUCUUCACUGUUGACUGGAAACUAGAGUCUAUAAAGGCUAGGAAAAGAGCUGGUGUAGAAAUAGAAGACAUUACAUGCAUAGUCAAUGAUGAAGCAGAAAAUAUACACAUGGGCGAUAGAAACCGAGAGAUAAAAGAUUACAGAUCAUUUGAUACGUCUGCCCAAAGUGGAGAAGUCUCGUCAAACACACCAACGAGUUCAGCGACAAACAACCUAGAGGUUUAUAGUCAAGUGGCCAUACUAGUCAUUGUUAGCUUGAUAUUUGCAGGGGGUUUAUCUAUUCGAUUAACAGUGAAACCAAAUUAAUUGAAGAAUACAAACACUUCUCUUAUUUUAGGUGUAUUUAUUAACAUUUAGUUGGUAACAGAGUUGAAAUAAUGUUCAAUAAGAAUACAAUAAUAGAUUAUGGACUUUUUCUAAUUUGUGAUUGGUUGAAAAGAAUGGUGUAAAAAUUUACUUUAAUUUGAUUUGUUAAAAUGUCGCUCGACGCAAGGGAUAUAAUAUUCUGAUAAUGUAAUUUACGUACAAAUUAAAGUUUUCCAAGAUUUUCAGUCUUCAAAACAAAGAAAACGAAAAAAUAAUGAAAUUUUUAUUUAUGAAAUUAACGCUUAAUAUAUUUCAGUAAAACUAGUUAAAACAAUAUUCUAUUAUUAUCUAUUGAAAUUUUUUUUAUGCAAAUUAUUGAGUUGGAUAUGACUUAAUGGUAUUGAUGUUAAUAGUGAAUACAUGGUAAGAAGUACAAAGAAAGUUUUAAAAAAUUAGAGUCCACGUUGCAACACAUACACCAUUGAAUUAAGACCUUAUUACGGGCCACCAGAAGGCUGUCCGCUAUUUGAUAUACAGUUAGAUUUUGUAACUGCGUUUCUGCAGGAUUUUAUUUAAUAAAGAAUUAAUAUUAUGCUUAUUUAUAUGAAUUAAAGGUAAAUUUGCAUGUAAAAAUAUGUUUUAUGCCUUUAAAAAAUAUUACAUAUUUUUGUUUUACACGAAAAUGUUAAGUGGGUCCUAGACUGUCGUGUGAGGCCCCAUUUUACCGAGACUAUAAUCUAUUCGGAAAAUUUCGGAGUUUUUCAUUAUAUCAUGAUCGGUAUACGGGACAUUCUAAAGACCUGAAAUACUAAAGACCUGAAUGACAUGAAAUUUAAUAUAAAUGAUAUAUUUGAAUUUCUUUGUUUUGCGUCAAUUAAAAUGACUUUGUGUGUGUAUUUAUUAUAUUUCCAUGUGAAAUAUGGUAUUUACGCAAAAAUAUGACAGACCUGACAAUUUGAGCUGACCUGAUGUAAUUUGAAUACUUUUGAGAACCUCAUGCAAUUAAAUUAGCAUAAACUGAAGUGUAGAUAAGAUUUAUAAUUCAAUACAGAAAAAAAAAAGUCAUCCGGCUUAUUUUUUAUUUAUUUAAUUGUGCAGUUUCUACCGGAUAAGCAUAUGAUCUUACAUGAUUCAAUACAAUGCAACAAAAUAUAUAAAUGUUUGAAAUACUAUUUCCAAGAGAAUAACGAUCAUGAGUUGAACUCUGAAUAAUGUACAAAUCAAUGUGUUCUCCAUUACAUCAUACUAUUGCAAUAGUCAUACAAUUACCGUUAGAAAUGCUUAGAGUAGCGAACUCGAUUCUUAAUAAUAAUAGUAAACUGUUAAACUUCAAAACGUGUUGCUGAAAAAUAUAUCAAAAUUUACCAUUAAGAUUAAUAGUACAACCAACUUGUUAUUUUCUUCUUUGUGGUGUGUUUUUAUGUAAACAUCUUAUGAUGAUUUAUUUAAGGUGGAGCAUUUUCUUUUGCUCAGUAUUCACUGCAGUAUGGGAUAUUCAUCAUAAUAUUACUCUGGUGAAAACCUGAUAGUUUUAUUCAAUAACGAUCAAUUAAAACAAAGUCGUCUGUACUACAAAAUCAAAUGAUCUCAUCUUAAAAGAAAGACGCGUUCAUUUAUACAAACAUAGCUAAAAUUAAAUCGAUAAACUACUGUAAAAUUAUACUAGUUUUAAUGCAUUGUUUACUUUGGUGAAUCAAGAAUGAUAAGUGGGGAACAUUUUUUUACGGGUGCUGAGUUUUCACGGUAAUUUCUCAGAAAUGCAAAGGCAGAAAAAUCUUAAUACACGUAUUCUAACAUUCCUUUAUAUCAAGCUUUAUAUUUAUGAAAGAAAUCCAUGGGUUAAGAAUUGUUUCUUAUGACCUUUAAGUAAGUGUUUAUAUACGGGCGAUAACUCUUACAAUUAGAUGUAGGCAUCGUUAGUAAGUGCAUGACAUUGUAUUUAUAUACCAUGAAAACGUUUCUCUUUGUUUUCAUUAUUAUCUACAUAUACAACGAUCGCUUACUGCUGAUCGAAAUUAACUUCCUUGUAAUGUCAUGUUGUAAAUUUUAAAUUUACCGGGUGGCAGUAAAUACAAAAUUUACAACAUGACAUAUCCCGGGUGGCAGUAAGUACAAAAUUUACAACAGGACAACUUUGUCCUGUUGUAAAUUUUGUAUUUAUUGCCACCCGGUAAAUUCAAAAUUUAGAAGAUGACAGUAGCAAUUUAAGACGUAGAACGUAUACAUAUCGAAGCGGAAGAAAGUAAAGAAGACCUUUGGUUUGCACAUGAUGUGGACCUCGUACUAGUAUAUCUUAACAAUGUCAAAAUAUUGGAAAGAAAUCGGGAUCCCCAUUAAAAGAGCUAGGAAUUCAUUCUCAAAAUAAGAAUCCCAUUUAAAUUAACACAGAGCAAGACUUCUCUCUAACAUUGAAAGGCAUACAGAAAAUUAUGUCCAUAAUUAAAAAAAAAGGUACAAAUAAAAACAUAAGAUUCACAGUCAGAAAAACAGUACACGGCACACUACUAAAAAAAACUUGAAAGAUAAAACCGUGAGUCUAAAUUAAGGACUGAUUGUUGGUAUUGACCUUUAGGGAAAGUAGAUCAUUACACAAUUUAGUUAGGAAAGAUUUACAGUUCUUCUGACGUAGUACUUUUUAAGUAUUUUACCGUCUAAAAAGUGUCAGUCGCUAUUUAAACACUAAGCAUGUAAUAUUCAUUUGCAAGACAGUGAAUUUGCAAUGUAGUCGGAAAAGCAAUGUUAUGUCGAAUAUUCGCCGUCCGUUAUUAGCUUCUUCUCACGACAAUUUAGCUAAUGAUACCCCCUUUUCAAUCAAUUCUAAACAAAGUAAGAAAACGACGAAAUAAAACAGUCUGAUUUCUAUAUGCAUUUUAUC
Messenger RNA from Magallana angulata, 4543 nucleotides. RefSeq names its product multidrug and toxin extrusion protein 2-like. Gene Ontology annotation, biological process: xenobiotic detoxification by transmembrane export across the plasma membrane. Bases 49 to 1668 code for a protein of 539 amino acids. The transcript is spliced from 18 exons. The record is from RefSeq and is a predicted model, not a curated record. NCBI's taxonomy places the organism in Eukaryota, Metazoa, Mollusca, Bivalvia, Ostreida, Ostreidae. Gene Ontology annotation, molecular function: antiporter activity; xenobiotic transmembrane transporter activity. Gene Ontology annotation, cellular component: membrane.